AUGGGGCAGGCUGGAGCAGCGCGGCUUGGGGGCGACAAGUCUGCCGUUCGCCCUGCCGCCGAACGUGCAAAGGCGAAGAAGCGAUCGCUGGUCGAUUCAGUAGGCGGGCAAGCAACUUCCGAUAGCAGCCUUCUCUUGACCUCAUUCGCUAAACGUGGUAAGAGCAGCUCGAUGGAGUCCGCGCACGUGCAUAACCAAUCACCUAUCAUUGGCGCCCAAGCUGAUCCUCCGACGGCGCUUGCGCCGGCAAAGAAGCAUCCGAGGCCUACAGGUCGACCAAAGACAUACUCUAG
Molecule: messenger RNA, 293 nt
Organism: Ceraceosorus bombacis
Lineage: Eukaryota; Fungi; Basidiomycota; Exobasidiomycetes; Ceraceosorales; Ceraceosoraceae
Source: the annotation of a GenBank genome assembly